AUGGCCGAGCAAGGCACCGCCACGGGCGGUCCCUCCGGUGACGGCGCCCAAGGACGUACCUCGACCUCCGAGCGACGAGACUCGCGACGGGUCUCCCGGGUGUCCUACAAGGAGGACUACGCUAAUCUCGACGAGUACGGCAAGCUGGUCAAGUAUGCCUCCACCUACCGCGAGGCGGGCCGCGGGGAGGAAGGGCAAGGCGAGGCCGAGUGGAGGCGGGUGUGGUAUGCACCCUGGAAGAAGCGCAAGGUUUUUAUCAAAAGCGACGCCGACCAGCAGGGCCUGUUCCCCGACGAGUGGCUCAUUACGGACAUUCGCCAGGGUCUGCCCUCCGAAGAGGUUGGCGUCAGACGUCGCCGCGCGGGAUGGAACGAGCUGGUGUCGGAGAAAGAGAACCCCAUUGCCAAGAUCCUGUCGUACUUCAGAGGUCCUAUUCUUUACGUGAUGGAGUUGGCCGUGCUUCUGGCCGCGGGUCUGGAUGACUGGAUUGACUUCGGUGUCAUCAUCGGUAUUUUGUGUCUGAACGCGGCUGUGGGUUGGUACCAAGAGAAGCAAGCCGCCGACGUCGUUGCGAGUCUCAAGGGCGACAUCGCGAUGAGGGCAAUUUGCAUUCGCGACGGCCAGCAACAGGAAAUCCUGGCGCGAGAGCUUGUGCCUGGCGACGUGGUCAUUGUGGGAGAAGGCUCAGUUAUCCCCGCCGACUCCAAGGUCAUUUGUGAUGUGAAUGACCCCAACGGCUGGGAAGAGUUCCACAGAAUGCAAGAGCAGGGCGAUCUUAGCAGCACCUCCGAGUCCGACCUCGAAGAACACCCUGAGGGAGAGGGCCAGGAGAAGCCCAAGGAGAAGGAGGAGAAGGAAGGGAAGGAAGAGCAGAAAGACGAAUCCAGGGCUAGACGCAAAGGCUACCCGAUCCUCGCAUGUGAUCACUCAGCCAUUACAGGAGAAUCGCUCGCGGUGGAUCGCUACAUGGGUGGAAUGGUCUACUAUACGACGGGCUGCAAGCGUGGUAAGGCUUAUGCGGUUGUGCAAACCGGCGCGAGGAACUCCUUCGUGGGCAAGACCGCGACCAUGGUGCAAUCGGCAAAAGGUGCGGGCCACUUCGAACUCGUCAUGGACAACAUCGGUACUUCUCUGUUGGUCCUGGUGAUGGCCUGGAUCUUGGCUGCGUGGAUUGGCGGCUUUUACCGACACAUCCCCAUUGCCUCGCCGGGCCAGCAGACGCUGCUCCACUACACCCUGGCAUUGCUGAUCAUUGGUGUUCCUGUCGGUCUGCCCGUCGUGACUACAACGACGAUGGCCGUGGGAGCAGCGUACCUGGCCAAGAAGAAGGCGAUUGUGCAGAAGCUGACUGCCAUCGAAUCCCUGGCGGGUGUGGAUAUCUUGUGUUCGGAUAAAACGGGAACGUUGACGGCCAACAAGCUCAGCAUCCGGGAGCCGUAUGUGGCCGAAGGGGUCGACGUCGACUGGAUGUUUGCCGUGGCAGUCCUGGCUUCUUCGCACAACAUCGAGUCGCUGGAUCCGAUUGAUAAAGUCACCAUUCUCACCCUCCGGCAGUACCCCAAGGCAAGAGAAAUCCUCCGCAGAGGCUGGAAGACUGAGAAAUUCGUUCCUUUCGAUCCGGUGUCCAAGCGUAUCGUCACGGUUGCCAGUUGCGAUGGCACUCGGUAUACUUGCACGAAGGGCGCGCCGAAGGCCGUGCUCCAGCUGACGAACUGUUCGAAGAGCACUGCGGACCACUACAAAGCCAAGGCACAGGAAUUUGCGCACAGAGGAUUCCGCUCUUUGGGUGUCGCGGUUCAGAAAGAAGGAGAAGAUUGGACCCUCCUGGGAAUGCUCCCCAUGUUUGACCCGCCGCGCGAAGACACAGCCCAGACGAUCAAUGAAGCGCAAAAUCUGGGCAUCAGCGUGAAAAUGCUGACUGGUGACGCGAUCGCGAUUGCCAAGGAAACCUGCAAGAUGUUGGCCCUCGGAACCAAGGUGUACAAUUCGGACAAGUUGAUUCAUGGAGGCCUCAGCGGAGCAAUGGCUGGUGACCUUGUCGAGAAAGCAGACGGGUUCGCCGAGGUGUUCCCCGAACAUAAAUAUCAAGUCGUGCAGAUGCUCCAGGAACGCGGCCACUUGACGGCAAUGACAGGUGACGGUGUGAAUGACGCGCCGUCGUUGAAAAAGGCCGAUUGCGGUAUUGCUGUGGAAGGCGCCUCGGAAGCAGCCCAGUCGGCUUCGGACAUCGUGUUCUUGGAACCUGGCCUCUCUACGAUCAUCGACUCGAUCAAGGUGGCUCGGCAGAUCUUCCACCGCAUGAAGGCAUAUAUCCAGUACCGUAUCGCGCUUUGCUUGCACCUGGAGAUCUAUCUGGUCACAUCGAUGAUCAUCCUCAACGAGAGUAUCCGCGUUGAGUUGAUCGUCUUUCUGGCUCUGUUCGCCGACCUGGCGACGGUGGCGGUGGCAUAUGAUAAUGCGUCGUUUGAGCUGCGGCCGGUGGAAUGGCAGCUGCCGAAGAUCUGGUUCAUUUCGGUGCUCCUGGGACUGCUGCUGGCGCUGGGCACCUGGGUGGUGCGUGGUACGAUGUUCCUGCCCUCGGGUGGCAUCAUCCAGAACUGGGGGUCCAUCCAAGAGGUGCUGUUCCUCGAGGUGGCCCUGACGGAGAACUGGCUGAUUUUCGUUACACGAGGGGCGGACUCGUGGCCGUCGAUCCACCUGGUGACGGCGAUUUUGGGGGUUGAUAUCCUGGCGACGAUCUUCUGUCUGUUCGGGUGGUUCACGAACCAGGACAUGCACACGGACCCGGCGGACUCGUACGUGGAGACGCGCAACGGCUGGACGGACAUCGUCACGGUGGUGCGCAUCUGGGGCUACUCGCUGGGCGUGGAGAUCGUGAUCGCCCUGGUGUACUUCAUGCUGAACAAGUUCGCGUGGCUGGAUAACCUCGGCCGCGCCAAGCGCGACAAGGGGGACUUAAAAAUCGAGAACUUGCUUGGCCACCUGGCGCGAUUGACUGUCGAGUACGAGGAGCCUGGGAAGCCCAAAGGGCGGUUCUUCCUUGCCACGAGCAAGGAAGAGGAGGAGGUUGAGUAA
Messenger RNA from Aspergillus heteromorphus CBS 117.55, 3075 nucleotides. RefSeq names its product putative plasma membrane H(+)ATPase. Gene Ontology annotation, biological process: proton export across plasma membrane; regulation of intracellular pH. Gene Ontology annotation, molecular function: P-type proton-exporting transporter activity; ATP hydrolysis activity; ATP binding. The record is from RefSeq and is a predicted model, not a curated record. The transcript is spliced from 4 exons. Gene Ontology annotation, cellular component: plasma membrane. NCBI's taxonomy places the organism in Eukaryota, Fungi, Ascomycota, Eurotiomycetes, Eurotiales, Aspergillaceae. Bases 1 to 3075 code for a protein of 1024 amino acids.